This is a messenger RNA of Sarcophilus harrisii (Tasmanian devil), 7794 nucleotides long. RefSeq names its product cytoplasmic polyadenylation element binding protein 4 (gene CPEB4). The record is from RefSeq and is a predicted model, not a curated record. The transcript is spliced from 11 exons. Bases 1328 to 3523 code for a protein of 731 amino acids. Gene Ontology annotation, biological process: negative regulation of cytoplasmic translation. Gene Ontology annotation, cellular component: neuron projection; cytoplasm; synapse. Gene Ontology annotation, molecular function: mRNA regulatory element binding translation repressor activity; mRNA 3'-UTR binding; ribosome binding. NCBI's taxonomy places the organism in Eukaryota, Metazoa, Chordata, Mammalia, Dasyuromorphia, Dasyuridae.
UUGGUCUUUCCAGCUGGUUGUCAUUUCACUCGGCUCGGUCCUGAGGAGGAGUCGGCGGCGGCUGCGGGGAGACCGGGCACCGGGAGGCGGUGGCGGUGGAGACAGCAGAGGAGGAGGAGGAGGAAGAAGAGAAACCGACGUGGAAGGAGAAGGCCGCGGCAAAGACGGCACUGACUACGGGGCCAGGGGAGACGGCGGCUGCGGCGGCCCAGGAACCGUGAGGAGAAAAACUAAUCGAACUGAGAAACCGAACAAACCGCCCCCGGGUCCCAUGAGGGAAAAAAAACCCCGGAGCCGCAGAGAGGGGACGAGGCAGAAACCGCAGCAGCAGUGGCAGGACCUUCCUUCCAGAGCUCCCCAAUUUCCCCCGCACACCCCGGCCGGCGGCUGCUGAGGCCCCCCGUAUUGUUUUGCCCCCCUCCCCUCCACAGUGAAUCGCUUUAAUCCUUUUUUAAUCUCUAUCCCCCCUAGAGAGAAACGGGUGUUUUCAGCCCAUUUCAUGGGGGAGAGGAGGUGGGGGGGAGACCAGAAGCAGGAAAAACAGGAGCAGCAACAGCAAGAACUGCACCAGGAGCAGGAAGAGCAGCAGCAACAAAAACAGCCCCAGGAGCAAAAACUGCACCAGGAGCAGCAGAAAGAGCAAAAACAGUACCAGGAACAGCAGAAACCUUCCUGCAACCCUCCCAUUCCUAUUCAAUGCUGAUUUCCUCGACUGAAAUUUUAUUUCCCGGAACCAGGAAUUCACCCCAUUUCUUUCUUUCUCUCCACAUAACAUAAUAUCUUUAUACAUAAAUAUAUAAUAUAUAAUGUUCUUAAAUUAUUCCUGAUUUUAAAAAAAAAUUUUGAGCUGCCAAGAAAAGACGUCUUCUCCCCUAACCCUUAAAAGAUUUCAUAUGUGGGUGAGUCAAAACUGCUGAGGAAGAACAUAUGAUUGUUAAAUUAUAGAUAUAUUUUUUACUCUGCGCAAUGCUUAUUCUUCUACAUCCAUAAAUGCUUAAGAAGCUCUGUUUUUGUCAUUCAUGUGCAUUUUCCUUUGGAAAAAGAAACCACCUAUUUUACUAACCAAAGACUUGAUUUUUUUCCCCCCUUCCUACCCUCUCCCUUAGAAAUAAACACAGUUUGACCCAUGUCCAUAUCUUAAGAGAGAUUUUUUAGGUUUUCAGAUACCAGAAUUCCAAAUCAGAAAUAUUUAGGGUGGGGAUAAGCUGGGAUCACUGAGCUAUAAUAAGACAUUUCUAAAACACUCAAUUUGGGUUGGAGGAAAGGAGGCAGACUUAAGCAUAGGUUGUCAUUUUUGUUAUAAGAAUUCAGAUCAUAAAAAUAAUAAAUGGGGGAUUACGGGUUUGGAGUGCUGGUGCAAAACAAUACUGGGAAUAAAUCAGCUUUUCCAGUCAGAUUUCAUCCACAUCUGCAGCCUCCUCACCAUCAUCAAAAUGCAACCCCCAGUCCUGCUGCUUUUAUAAAUAAUAACACAGCUGCCAAUGGCAGUAAUGCUGGGUCAGCUUGGCUCUUUCCUGCUCCAGCUGCCCAUAACAUUCAGGAUGAGAUUCUGGGGUCAGAAAAAUCUAAAACUCAGCAACAGCAACAGGAACAACAAGAUUCUCUAGAAAAGCAGCAGCUUUCCCCCAGUCAAGGUCAGGAAGCAGGGAUACUCCCUGAACCCGAGAAAGCUAAAUCUGAAGAAAAUCAAGGAGAUAGCUCUUCAGAAAAUGGCAAUGGGAAGGAAAAAAUAAGAAUAGAAUCACCAGUGUUGACAGGAUUUGACUACCAAGAGGCUACAGGGUUAGGUACUUCAACUCAGCCCUUAACGUCCAGUGCAUCCUCUCUUACUGGUUUCAGUAACUGGUCAGCAGCUAUUGCUCCUUCUUCCUCUACAAUAAUCAAUGAAGAUGCAAGUUUUUUUCACCAGGGAGGUGUCCCUGCUGCUUCAGCUAAUAAUGGUGCUCUGCUGUUUCAAAAUUUUCCGCAUCACGUCAGCCCUGGCUUUGGUGGCAGCUUUUCCCCUCAGAUAGGACCCCUUUCUCAGCACCACCCUCAUCAUCCUCAUUUUCAACAUCAUCACAAUCAGCAUCAGCAGCAGAGGAGGUCUCCUGCUAGUCCUCAUCCACCUCCAUUUACACACAGAAAUGCUGCUUUUAAUCAGCUGCCUCAUUUGGCUAAUAAUCUCAAUAAGCCACCCUCUCCAUGGAGCAGCUACCAAAGUCCUUCACCUACACCAUCUUCUUCAUGGAGCCCCGGUGGUGGUGGAUAUGGUGGCUGGGGAGGCUCCCAAGGCCGAGAUCAUCGCAGAGGACUCAAUGGAGGAAUAACACCUCUCAACUCCAUUUCGCCUCUGAAGAAAAAUUUUGCAAGCAAUCACAUUCAGCUACAGAAAUAUGCUCGGCCCAGCUCAGCUUUUGCUCCCAAAUCUUGGAUGGAAGAUAGUUUGAACAGAGCUGACAACAUUUUUCCUUUUCCGGAGCGCCCAAGGACAUUUGACAUGCACUCAUUAGAGAGCUCACUCAUUGAUAUAAUGAGAGCUGAAAAUGAUUCACUUAAAGGUCGUCUAAACUAUUCAUAUCCAGGAUCUGAUAGUUCUCUGCUUAUUAAUGCAAGGACAUAUGGGAGAAGGCGAGGCCAAUCUUCACUGUUUCCAAUGGAAGAUGGGUUUUUGGAUGAUGGACGUGGGGAUCAGCCCCUACAUAGUGGCUUAGGGUCACCUCACUGCUUCACUCAUCAAAAUGGGGAAAGAGUGGAACGAUAUUCCCGCAAGGUUUUUGUGGGUGGAUUGCCUCCUGACAUUGAUGAAGAUGAAAUCACAGCCAGUUUUCGUCGUUUUGGCCCUUUGAUUGUGGACUGGCCUCAUAAAGCAGAAAGCAAAUCCUACUUUCCUCCUAAAGGAUAUGCAUUUUUGUUAUUCCAAGAUGAAAGCUCUGUUCAGGCUUUGAUUGAUGCUUGUAUUGAAGAAGAUGGGAAACUCUACCUUUGUGUAUCCAGUCCUACUAUCAAGGAUAAGCCAGUACAGAUACGGCCUUGGAAUCUCAGUGAUAGUGACUUUGUGAUGGAUGGUUCUCAGCCUCUUGACCCACGAAAGACCAUUUUUGUUGGUGGUGUUCCUCGACCAUUACGAGCUGUGGAGCUUGCAAUGAUAAUGGAUCGACUUUAUGGAGGUGUGUGCUAUGCUGGUAUUGACACUGAUCCUGAGCUGAAGUAUCCAAAAGGAGCUGGGCGGGUUGCAUUUUCAAAUCAACAGAGUUACAUAGCUGCUAUCAGUGCACGCUUUGUCCAGCUGCAGCAUGGGGAGAUUGAUAAACGGGUGGAAGUUAAGCCAUAUGUCUUGGAUGAUCAGCUGUGUGAUGAAUGUCAGGGGGCCCGUUGUGGGGGGAAAUUUGCUCCAUUUUUCUGUGCUAAUGUUACCUGUCUACAGUAUUACUGUGAAUAUUGCUGGGCUGCUAUCCAUUCUCGCGCUGGCAGGGAAUUCCACAAACCCCUGGUAAAGGAAGGGGGAGAUCGUCCUAGACAUAUUUCAUUCCGCUGGAACUAAAUGAUUACUGCAGUACUUAUUUGCAGGCCUCAAAAUAAGUGCACUCUUCUGUUGAUCCAGACCCCUUUCCCUUCCCCUUCAAAAUAGCAUGUCCUUUUGUAGUAGGCUGUAACUUAACAAUAGUAUAAUGAAAAAGAAUGACCUAUAAUAUAGGUAUUUUGUAGAUUCUUGUGUCAUUGAAAACUGUAUUGAACUCCUUUUCGUAUCGAUAUCAUGUUGCACGAAAGUUUUGUUCUCUUGUUUUUGCCAAACCAAGAGGAUCCAAACCUUGUGCAACAUUUUCUUAGAGGAGAGAGAGAAAUAUUAAAAAGAGAAAUGAAACAAUAGAGUAUUUUGGUUUUUUAAUUAAAUUAUUGUUAAUAAUAUAACAUAUAAGAAUACUUUUAUUAAAAUAACCAUGCAACAAUAACACUAUCAGUCUAUUCUGACACUUUUUCCCCAGGGAAGUGCUUUUUGCCUUUUCCUUUUAUGCUUUUUUCCCCUUUUAUUUUUUAAAAAAUCUUAACAGCAACGGAAGAAGGUAAAAAUUACCUUUUAACAGGAAAGAGCAUGGUAAAGUGAUACAAUGCAUGAGCAAGGUUGAAGCAGCAUUAUAAUUAAUGUUUUAAGGGUUUGGAGGCUGAAUAUAAUUUUGUUUUGCCUCUGAGUUACUACGACAUCACAAAAAAAAUUAGUAAAGUAGGCAGAGCUAGAUAUAUUUCCAUCUAAACACUUUAAAAAGCUUCGAAUGUAAAAAAAAAAAAAAUUGGGUCAAGUUACUACUGAGGGGGGAGUGCACUUAUUUAUUUUUAAGCUAAAUUAUCUGGUUACAGCCCCAGGAAUCCUACCAAAGCUAGAAUCACGGACAACUAGUGGAAAGACUAGCAUUUCCUCUCCCGACGAACAAAUGUAUAGAUUUUAUUUUUGAUGUUAUAUAUAACUCUAUAUCCUAAUUUACUAACAUGCAUCAGGUGCCAGCCUUUGAUCUCCAUUUUGACAUGAAGAAAAAAAAAUAAAACCUAGAGAUACCUCAAGGAUAUCAAUCUGAUUUUCUGUUACAGUGAUUACACUGAAUAGCAGAAACUCAGGAAAAAAAAAAAAGACAAACCAACCAACCACCAUAAAAAUUGGCUGCUGAUUGGCUUACUCUUAGAUGUAAAGUCACUUUGAAUAUCCUGUAAUGUAGUUGUGACAUAGAAGAUGAAUAUGAAAAAGCUAAGUAGUUGCAAAGUGUUUUGCACUGUUGAGCUCAACAAUAGCUGUGUAAAUCUGUGCAAAGGUACAUAUGUCUAUCUUUACUCUUCCUAUAGAAUAAAUAACAGUAAAAUUUCAGAACUUAGCAUGAGACAUAGUCACAAUGUUUGAAGUGCCAACUUCAUUGAGUAAUGCAUGCUUUAUUAUAAAUAAAUUCUAGCUUGGAAAGGCAUUAUAACAUGUUGAACAGUAUGCUUUAAGAGGUAUGCUUAAAAUAGUCUCUUGAAGCUCUGGUAGUGAGAUUAAUUUUUAUUUGAAUUGACAUUCUCUUACUAAUGCCCUGUUCAUCAUUAAAAGGAUCAUUCAGCAGUGUGUGAUACAUAGAAAAAAUUGGACGGCAAUCUUGCUAGCUGUGCUACCUAAAAGUACCAUCUUAGACAUUUAAAACCAAAGACUUGCUUCAGCACUGCUGUGGAAACACCUGGUCUGUGACCCCCCCCCCCCUCCCGCCCUUCCCCCAACCUCACCCAAUUAUCUUUCUGAGAAGCAGUCGUUUCUUUUUUUUUUUUUUUUUUUUUUUUUCUUUUUUCUUUUUUUUCAAUACAGGCUUUAAUGAACUAUACCUGUUAAUUUCCAAAGGUCAAAAUGGAGACAUUUGCUGUCUUAAGUAGUGAAGUAUAGAAAGGGAGCUGCUUUUAGUGAAAUCCCUGAAAAUAUGGACAGCUGUAAUGCAAAUAGAGGGUGCUCUUGUUGUAGAUUGUCAGGGACUUUUCCUUUUCUCCUGAACUACAUAAUUAUAGGUUGGUCAUUUACCUUUUUUUUUUUUUUUUUUCUUUCUUUUCCUUAAUGCUUGUAGGUGGCUUGGGGUGUGCUACUGUGCUGUUCCUACUCAGUAAACAGGUGUGAUGAGUUAACAUUACAAGAGAUAACACUGUUUGAGAACUAGCUUUGAAUAAUAAUUUUCCCUUUGUACAUGACCUGCUGAAUUUCGGUACAGUGUUUUUGUAGCUAACUUAUUUUGUCAUGCACAUAAUGUAUAUUUGUUAUGCACUACUUUUGUAUAUCUUGUUUUUCCAACAGUGAGCAUUUUUAGGCACACUUUUCACUGACGGGAUAUCUCUUUAUGCAAUACCUCAAUUUUUCAUAUUGCAAAGAGUAGCUUUUUGUACUUUUAUUACUGAGAGAUCUUCAUAUACUUCAUUUUUUAAUAUAAAUAAUUUUAAUAAAUUUUAUUUUCUUAUAUUCUGCUUUUUAUACAUUUCAGUGCUCUGCAUACAUUUGGAAUUAUGGAUGUUGUGCACUGGCAAUGCUAUUUUAGAAUCUGCAGAGAAGAGAAAGCAUGUUGCUUAAACAUCCUAGCCCAGCACCAGCUAUUUGGUGUACAUAUAAUUUAAGAAAUAGUAUAUGUAAAGUUAUGAAUUAAAGGAAAAAAAAAGCAUGAAAGUGACAGAUAACACUGUAGUUCCUCAAAAAUUAAAUGCAUAAGUGUAGGGUAGAAAUUUAAAGUAACAUCGAAAUUGUCUACAGCUUCUUACUAAGUUUUUUAAAUUAUACACAAUGCAGACGUUUUUGGUGAAUGUUUAGCCAUUUUUAAUAUUAACAAAUUGAUGUUCGGUGUUUGAUUCAAAGAUGUCUGCUCUUUUAAAUUAUAUUUAAGAAAAACUGAGCCUGCCAUGUGGUAGGUAUGUAAUGUUAGUAUGCAUGACUAAUGUAAGAAAUUGUUAUUCUACUAAUAUCCACUUGUGGUGAUUGUGUGACAAGCGUGUUUGCAGAUUAUUUGGUUACACUUCAAUUUACAGGGCAUAAACAAUUAUAUCUAUUACUCUGGACUUUAGCGGUGACAUGUCCUUCGGAUUACAUGGGAUUGUAGUUGGGAGUUACCAUGUAACUCAAAACGUAAUUAACAUGUAAUUAGUUUACAGAUCUUAGGGUAUCACUUCAAUUUCCCAAGCAUGUAGUUCUAGCGCACUAGCAUGGCACCAGCCAUGUAUUUACAAUGUAGUUACAGAGUAAUUACAUGGUUAUUUUUGCAAUGUAAAAUAAAGUGUUUCUGAUUAUUUUCUAUGUAAAGGAACCCUCUCCCUGUCCCUCUGGCCCCAUGCUUUGGUAUAGUAUAUAUACUUCUCCAUACACAGACCUCUGCAGAAUGCAAAAUAAAACUUGCAGUGAAUGAAUUUAGCAUUUUAUAAGAGUGCUGUUGGAAAGACUUGAUAAUUCACCCCUUUUGUUUUGAAGAGUUGAACCUUCUGUUAAAAGGUGAUUUAAAACUUGAAUGUGAUGAAUUGUGGCAAGUUAACUUCAAGUUGUUAUGUGCAAUACUUAUUUCAGACUUUUGAAAGAUCUUUGCAGUGUACUUCUUUGUUUUUAAUUGCAGACAUUUAAAAAUGUCAUUUUCUACUGUUAUAGUAAUCCUCUUUCUUGCUGGUGUUUCUAAAGAAAAGAAUCAGAAAUCAAUCUUUCUACUAAUGUAAAUUUGAGAUUAUUUUUAAAAAAUGGAAUAAAAGAGGUUUUGGUCAUUUGCUUUAUUUUAUUAUCUUAUUUUCAAGCUACUGUGAUUGAUAGCAUUGUAAGAAUUGGGACAAUAUUGUAUUCAACUGUUUUAUUUUUUAUAUUUUUAAAUUUUAAAGUAUAAUUAGUUUUUAUAAUUUUCAUCAGAUUUUUGUUAUAUUUUUUGGAAGUGAAACUUUUAGCAAGUGGGUGUCUAGUUUUUACUAAUCCCUGAUGUUUUUUUUCCAAUGUAUUGCUCAUAUUAUCAGAAGGAAAAGUUAUUUAAGUAUGUCAGUUAAUUGUACUACUUGGCUGAAUUUCCAUAUAGUUUUUACUGUGUAUGGGGAGGUUGUAGUAUUUAUUAUAGCAUUUUAAAUAAGGGUAAUUCAUUUUUUAUUAAAGUCAUUUUCACGUUAAGUUCAUAUUUUUGUAUGUUCUACUCUAAGUUAUAUAACACAGUUCCUUUUUUUAAAGAGUUCAUUUGUUGAAGUGCUAGUGGAAAUUAAUGUUAUUAAAUAGUUUGCAAAUGACUAUUUAUACCAGUAUGCAUAUAAUUUUUAAAUAUUUGUAAUGUGAGAUGUUGAAUGAAUAAAACUUUUAACUCAAAUGUC